This is a messenger RNA of Patiria miniata (bat star), 5232 nucleotides long. RefSeq names its product mucin-like protein. The record is from RefSeq and is a predicted model, not a curated record. Gene Ontology annotation, biological process: cell-matrix adhesion. The transcript is spliced from 35 exons. NCBI's taxonomy places the organism in Eukaryota, Metazoa, Echinodermata, Asteroidea, Valvatida, Asterinidae. Gene Ontology annotation, molecular function: protein binding; calcium ion binding. The coding region runs from base 1 to 5232 and encodes 1743 amino acids.
AUGGUGCUGAUGCAUGAGGACUAUUACGAGGAGCAAAAGUUGAGGUGCACCAUUUCUGAAAUUGACUGUGGAGAUUCUGUGUGUGUUUCUGGUAACGGUCGGUGUGAUGGUUUGUCGGACUGCAUCGACGGAAGAGAUGAAACCAACUGCGCAAGGUGCGAGGGUCGUUGUUUCUUAGAUGGACCCAGGGGUGGAUGCUGGUGCGAUGAUGUGUGUGAAUCAGAGAGAGAUUGUUGCUCUGACUUUCUUGCCAAAUGCAAGACCUUCCUGAACUUCACUACUGCCCCACCAGCCGUCGACGAAUGCAAUCCAAUUUUACCGUCACAUAAUUGUGAUGUAAACGCAAUCUGUAGUGACACGCCGUCGAGCUUCAUAUGCACCUGCACUUCAGGAUUUGUAGGAGAUGGUAUAACUUGCGCAGAUGUGCAGUCUCCAAACAUCACUUGUCCCGCCGACCUGACAGUUUACACUAACUGUCGCAAGAACUAUUCAAGAGUCUUGCUACCCGAGGCAGAUUCUGUCUUCGACAACUCGGGUGUCUCCUACAUUACAAUUGAUGUAGAUGGCUCUGCCUACGACGCUUUUGACAGUGUCAACCUUGAUCUCUCGUCGUCACCGCAUUUAGUGCACUACAAUGCAACCGACGAAGCGUUUAAUUUUGCACAGUGUGAAAUGCACAUCACAGUUGCUGCGCUUCAAGAUGCAUCGUUCUGCACAUCAACUGCCAAUCCUCCAAACUGCAUCUGUCUGCCUGCCAUGGGACAAGGUUGCACUUGCUCGUCUGCUUACUGUGGACACGAUUGUUCUCAGUCGUCAGAGGGUGUUCAGUGCACCGGUCCGGCUAUACCGUUCCCAAACUGCACAGAUGUUGAUGUGUGCGAUCCAGGACACUCGGGUCCACGCUGUACCUCCAAUGACGACAAAGUUCAGUGUCCCGAGAUUGAGAACAAGUGUCUUGAAGGGGGAGUCUCUGAUGUUUUUGUCAGUUGGAUACUUUCUGAGGAAAUAAACCCUGCUGACAUCGACUGCAUUGAUUUCGCUGGGAACAAAUCCAAUGUGAAAGCUACAGGAGGAGUGUUUGGUACAGGACAUCACGAUGUGGUGUGCGUUUCAAAAACCGGUGCCUUUCCGGAUUGCCUCAUUUCUUUCAUCGUUUCAGCAUACCCAAUCCUCGCAGUACCAACAGUAGGUCAUCAGUGCACGGAUCCAGGCAUGGACACAUCUACAGUGACAUGGACCGAGGUUCAUGCCAUGGACGCUGGUGAAGUCUCCAUCGAUUGCACAGAUUCUGGUGAUGGCGUUGGUGUCGGUAUUACAGGAGGUGUAUUUGGAUUGGGAAAUCAUGCCAUCACCUGUAUUGUUACCAAUUCUGCUGGAUGUGUGACACACAAUGAGUUCACUUUCACCGUCAAUAAGGGAAACCUGCUACCCUUUGGCACAGCGAGUGGGGAUGCCCUACUGUCAGAUGUACCCCAGGAGCUGUUUCUGUCAAGUAAGGAUUUGAUAUCACCUACCAUCUACCCGCCGGAUUUCUUUCCUAUCUGUGAUGGAAUGUACGAGAAACUGUAUUUCACUGAUAAUGGUGUGAUUGUCUUUUCGAAUGAGCAAAGUCUCGACAAACUCGCAUUUCCAAGUGCACCAAGUAAUGGCUUCGCUGGCAACAAGGCAAUGAUAACUCCAUUUUGGGCCGAUGUCAAAGGCGAUGCUUUCAGCCCAACCAGUAAUGUUUUCUGGCAGGUUUACAAUCAGUAUGUUGAAAACGUCAACCAGGACAUGCUGGAUAUCAUCGGUGCUACCGUGUCAACAAAAUCCAGCAAUUUCUCAGCCAACUGGGCACUUGUUGUCACUUGGAGCAAUGUUCGAGCAAUUUCUUUUUCUUGUACUACGACUUUUUUGGAGACAAAUACAUUCCAAGCCGUGCUCGCGACGGAUGGCAUCCAUGGCUUUGUGAUAUUCAAUUACGAUCCUUGCGGCUUGAAUUGGGACUUCAGUUUUUUAUCGAACAAAAAUGUCAUCCAGGGCUUUACCUGCGGAACGUCCAAUGAUCCACCUGUCUACGUGGUCAACCCAAACGAAUCGGAGUACCUCCCCGGUACCAUCAAAGGAAAUACGGGUCAGGCAGGACGUUGGGUGUUUCCCCUCAACACACCAAGCCCGGACUUCGUCAAUCCCCGCCAACAGUGCCACAACUGGCACGGCCGCCAGCCACCUUACCAUUCACUUGGUAUCUAUUUUGAUGCCUUCGCUGACACGUGCCCCUGCAGCCUUGUCAAUGCCCGGUUGGACUGGCGAUACAUACAAGUCCCAGCCCAUGAUCUGCCUCAGGGACUACCUGCCGUUUGUUACGUGCGUCUCUUUCAAUUUCCUGGGACGCCAGGCCCUCAGUGUUGCUACAAUUUAUUCACCGGUGAUCUCCUGUAUAAUGUGAGGACUCCUAGGGUUUCUUCUGUCUUCGAGAGGUUCCCGUUCAGUCCAAUAUUCUAUACGGAUGAUUUGUACCAACAGUGGUUAGAUGAAGAGGUGUGGCCUCGCUUUUAUUGCUGUGAACGAUCAACGCUUUGCGAUCUGUACAUACAAUGGCGGCCUCUGAUGACUUGCUGGUCGUAUGUUCCUCCUGCCUGGUUGUGGUUUUGGGGAGACCCCCAUAUCGUUACGCUUGAUGGACUGGAGUACACCUUCAAUGGUCUGGGGGAAUACACACUAGCACUCAUCGAAGAUGACGAUGGACAACGAGUCUUUGAACUGCAAGGUCGCACACGACAGGUCGUGGAUACGGAGACAGGGGAACUUAGCCAGGCUACUAUCUACUCUGGAUUUGCUGCGGUGUACACAGGAGAAGCAAGGAUUGAGAUCAAGUUGAGUGAUGAUGCCAUGGAUUUGGUAACGACUGUCAAUGGGACCGUUGUAACACCCAGUGCUACAGGAUUGCACUUAGGAAAUCUUUUGGUAACGAGGGCGGAAAACCCAAUCAAAGUGAGCGUCAUGUAUUCAGAUUAUGUCAGCUUUUCUGUUGGGGUGAACAACAGUAUGGCCGACAUAACUGUCCUUAUCAACCAGGACUUCAAAGGCAAAACAAAAGGAAUUUUAGGUGUGUGGGAUGAUGACCCAAGCAAUGAUGUUUUGACGCGUUAUGGCACUCUGCAGACAGGCUCUGGAGAUGAUGGAGAACUGGUGGAGAGGGACUUCUUUGAAUUUGGCGAAACAUGGCGAAUCGCAGAGGAAGACUCUCUGUUCUUCUACCAGUCUCCUGAUGAAAGCUACAACUCAUUGAACGAUCCUGCUUUCGCUCCAGACUUCUUGCAAGAUUUGAUCGAUAAGGCACCGCCGGGAAAAUACAAAGAGGCUAAGGCGGUCUGCGGGUCAAGUAAAGUGUGUCUGUAUGAUUCCCUGGCUCUGAAUGACACAAGCAUCGGUGUGGCUACAUUAACACUCGACGAGAUGAACACCAUUAAUAUGGCAAUGUCAAUGAACUUCCCGCCAAAUCUGACGCUUGUGGAGACCGUUGAGGUUAUAGUAGGGCAGGACUUUACCUUGCAGUUACAAGCAGCUGAUCCAAAUGGAGAUAAUAUCACAUAUCAUUUGCUUCAGACAGUAAAAGGAGCUUCAAUUUCAUCUGAUGGUCUGUUCAAAUGGACUCCUGCAAAUAGGUCCAAGGUCUCGAUUGGUUUCCUAGCCACAGACGGUAUAGCAAAUGCAACACUUGAACCCACUGUGAAGCUUUGUGACUGUGAGAAUGACGGCACAUGCCUAUUUAAUCAGUAUGUUAGUGGAACCAAUCUCAUACAAGAUCGUUUCGGGGUGGUGCUGUGUGAGUGUCAGCCGGGCUGGACUGGAGACUUUUGCGAAAUGGAUUACGACGCCUGUGCUGAUAGCCCUUGUUUCAUAGGCGUGGCUUGUACUGAUGAGGCCCCGCCAUCGUUCAACAGCACCUGUGGACCUUGCCCUGAAGGACUUGAGGGAGACGGCAAGAGUUGCCAAGAUAUUGACGAGUGCCAGCUGUACAGAGACCAGCCAGCUAGCAGUGGUGGACUUGGCUGCGAUCAAAACUGUGAAAACGUCCUAAUGAACUACACGUGUAGCUGCAAUCCUGGAUAUUUACUUCACGAGGAUGGCAGGCAGUGCAUCGACUGCCAGGUUUUAAGCUGUCUGAAUGGAGGGACAUUUGAUGUUGAGUUUUGCGAGUGUGCCUGUCCACUUACACAUUCAGGAUCAACAUGUUCUGAUGAGAAUCCGUGUCUGUCUGGUAAUAGAUGCCCUGAUGCUCAACACUACUGUUUGCCAGACUCAAACCAAGAUGGCUUCACUUGCAUUUGCAAUGUUUUUGAUGGGUUUUUCUUGCAAGACGAUAGUUCGUGUAAAAAACUUCCAUCUAAACAGAUUGUGGUGACAGCUGAUUUGGAUUUCAAUCAGGCCUACAAAAACCCGACAUCAACUGCUUUCCGGAGACAAGCUGCUGUAUUUAAACGGGCGAUUUUCAUGAGACUGAAGGAGAAUCCAUCUACCAACGGUGUAUCUUCAGUUCACGUUCCGUGGAUGGAGGAAGGCAGCGUUGUCGUUAGGUCUAUGGCUUCAUUUGAAAAGGGUGCGCCGUCAGACGCCAGCCUGCAGCAAGUAUUUUCAAGCAGUCCAUCACUGAGCGACGGCGUUAAUGUCAUCAACUUCGACCGUGAUUCAGUCACUGUAAAUGAUGGGGAAAUAGACUGUGUACCGACCUACUGCAAGAAUGGUGGGACUUGUGAGGCGUCUGGAAACUUUCCUUACGUUUCGUAUACGUGCAGCUGUCAAACUUCAUAUACAGGGGAACGUUGUGAGACAGAUGUCCAAGAGCCCGAUAGUGGCGGUCUAUCCACCGUCACUGUUGUACUCAUCAUUGUUGGCUCCAUUGUGCUGCUUAUCGUUGUGGUGUGCAUGCUGGUCUGCAUGUGUCUCCUCAUUCAAAGGCAACAUGCCAAGUCGCUGGCUUAUCGUGAGGACAAACAGCGGUCUGGUGUCCCAAGAGACGGUGAUCGGAGCAUGGAGUCUGUUGAUGUCUCCUGCGGUGAUGAGGCGGCUAGGAUGAGUCGAUUGAUGCACGUGAUGAGCCAGUCUCGCUACAUGCAAGAGAGUGGGAUGCCCUGCUCGUGUCAGUUGGCUGUGAGCCCUGGGCAUUGUGUCGAGGGAUGCCCGCUGAGUGUCCUGCUCGCUCAGGUCAACCCAGCAGGUCGUGUGGUGCGCAAUCCCAUGGUCAACUAG